AACGGCAUAUCAACGCUGGAGAAAAAUAUGAUAGCUACAGCUAGCAGUCUCUUAGCUCACGACGUGAACUGUUUCCUUCUGUAGCGUUUAAUGAUUGCACCGUUUCACAAUAUUGCAACAACAAAAAAUUGGGACCAUUGCAGUAACCUUUGUAGAAAUAUAUUUUUACCAACGUAUUGGUCUGUAAAAAUUUAUCGAAAUUCAAGUUACCUAACCUAUCGAUUGGUUCAGAAUUGCACAUGAACAUCUAGCUAGCUAGCUACAACAAUCAAAAUGGCCGACAACGAGAGCAAUAUUUUAAGUACAACAACAGGGGCAGAUCAUGUUACAGUAUCUCAAGUUCCAUGUGUUUCUGGAUUGCAAGUUAACCAGAAGCAAGUCGGCGAGAAAUGCAUUGAAGCAAAUGCACCAGAGAUCACCGAAGAGCAGGGCUUGACAGAUUUCCUGCAAAGCUGCACAAAAGAGGAUACAUUCGUUGCAAAGGACUCCCAGGAGGUUGUCAGCCAAACUGAAGACCAUGAACAACAACCUGAACAGAACAUAAUAACUUCUAUUGUUGAGACCCCAGGUAUUGUAACGGGAGCAGAGUAUUCUACAGUCAGUGCUGACUUUGUAAAUGCUCUUGCACCUGGAACCACCAUCAUUUAUGUGCAACCAGAUGGUAGUUUUGUUGAGGGAUCAGGUCUGACUGAAGAGGAGCAGCAACAGCUAGUGGAGCAGUUGGCCAAACAACAGCUUAUCACAGUGACUGAGAAUGAGGCUGCUCAUCUGUUUGAACAAAAUCAAGGCAUCAAAACAGUCCCUACUGCUUCGUCACAGAUACCGUAUACUAUUCCCAGUACAGCACUGGCUCCCAACGAACUGCAACAAGUGAUAGAGCAAGUUACCAAAUCUCAGCAAUUCAUGGCCCAGACACCCAAGGGAUCGGAGCAGGUUGUGACCACACUGGAUCCCACAACUGGCUUGUUCACGACUGUAGCAGCUUCAGAGAUUGCAGUAGCAAGCCCACAGCCACUAGUCACUAUGCAGAAUGCAUCACAGAAGCUGAAGAAUGUUGCGAAACAAGUGGCACUUCAGUCCCACAAUGGUACACGCCUGGUUCAGAAAAAGCAGGAAACCAUCAGAAUCCAAGUCCAGAUACCAUCUGGAAAGCAGGAGGGGAAAGGACCUACACAGACUACCAUAUCAAUCCCUCAACAGAAGAACUUGGCUGUGGCCAGUCAAGGCCAGCAAGUCAAAGUGUCUACGAACGGCAGUGUGAGCAACAGCCCCCAGAUCAUCCACAUCACACCCAUAGUUGGACAGCAACAGUACUUCCUACAGCAGAACCCUGGAGACCCUCCUAUUCAGCUGCUACUGCAGAGCUCAACACCUGUGGUUGGGAGCCUGGUUCCCGUUGUGCACAAACUGCCCAUACCUGUUCAGACCCCUGUCCAGCAGCCUUCAGGUAAGGCCCCGGUCAAUGGCACAACAGUCACAGCAAUUAAACCUGCCACGUCUGUCUCUGUCCCCACAGUGGAAAAAGUCAAAAGGGUCAAAACCAGAAUGAAAAAGGCACCGAAAAUCAAAACGCGUUCCGGGAGGGUGUCCAGACCGCCCAAGUACAAGGUGAAGGACUAUAAGUUCAUCAAGACAGAGGACUUGGCCGAGAGCCAUCAGUCAGAUUCUGACGACUACUCUGAAAUCAGUGUGGAGGAAGAUGAAGAUGGUGAGGAUGGUAAAAAGGGAGCAGCAUCUAUGAUUUACAGUCACAAGCGGAAGGCCUUUCAAUGUGAAACGUGCGAUAAAGCUUACAUAGGCCAUGGAGGUCUGUCCAGACACUAUAGGCUGAACCCCUCCCACGGUGAACUGAAGUCACUUCCUGAAGGGACCUCUAAAACAGACAGCCCUGAUAAAAGCGCAGACGCUGGGGCCGAACAUAAGAAGCCGACUGAAGAAAGUAAUGCAAGCAGUGUUAAAAAUACAUCAGGUCCUGAGAAAAGUGAGGCCACAGAGAAAACAGCUGCUGCAAUGUCAACCAUUCAACAAAAAGCGGAUACAUCAGCAACCCAAGGAGUAGCAGCUUCUACCAGGCAGGCUGUGGUCCAGGCUCGGGGACCAGGGAGGCCCAGAGGACGAGGCAGACCACCUACCAAAGCACACCCAGCGGUGAGACUGGGGCGACCUCCAAAGCUAGGAGGGGGAGCAGCCAGCGUGGAGCAGCAGACCCAGAGUAGGAAAGCAUGGCUCAAAGAGGUGACACACGAAUGUGACAAUGAAGAACUAAUGGAGACUGUGCUCCCUCGUCUGGCUAAGGUCAUGACUGUCUGGGAGUUUCUCCUGAUGAAGGUGGAGAAGGGGCGGCAACCCAAAACCCAGUUUUCGGAUGUGUACCGGGAGUUUGAGAAGCUCCACAGUCAGGUGAAGAAGAUGGCCCAAGACUACAUCAGUAACCCUCAGGGUGUCCACAUGGCCUUGGAGGUCCACAAUGUAGAGGUUGCCAAAUCUCUUGGCAUCUUCGAUGAGGUGAACAAGUUCAAAGUUCUGAACCCUCCAACUCAACAGAAUGUCACCAACAUGGCAACCAAGAAUGUCCACUAUAUGGAGAAUUCUAAAAUGUUACCUCCAACAAAGAGGUUUAAAAUGGAAAACCAGGCUGGUGUUCAGAUCCAUCAGAACGGCAUUGAGACUUCCACAAAAGAAUCUAGUGAGGCCAAAGUCGAGAACACCGCAACAACAAGCAUGAAGUACAUUUCGCCACAUACUGAGGUGGUCACCAAGAGUCCCGUGGGCCCUCAAGUCACUCAGACUGCUACCAUCACACCACAGGUCGUCUCAUCUAACCCUGAGACGAACAUAACACCCAUGGAACUGAUCCAGGAUCACUUAUCCAACAGCAUGACAGAGACCGUUGACUCAGUAGGAGAGGAGGCCAUGGAGACAGAUCAGGGUGUGUCUGGUACAGACCCUACCGAGGUCCUGAGCACCAGUGACAUAGCGGAUCAAAUGAAGGAGCUAGAGAAGGCCUUGGCCACAGACCCAGUCGUAGUUGAUCAGCAGCCCAUGAGUACUCAGACGCAGCAGUCCAACCCUACCCCAGUCCAGCAGAGUGGCCUAACCCAGGCUGCCUCCACCUCCAGUGGACUAGGCCAGGUGGUGGUUCAGGAGGCCCAGGGCUGCCAGGAGGUCCAGGAGAUCUACAUCCAGACGGAGGGGCUGACCAUGCACCUAGCAGAGGGCCAGGAGGGCGAAUUGGCCUCGGAGCGCAUCGUCAUCGUCAACGGGCCUGAUGGCACCACUAUGCACAUCCGCGCCCCUGAAGGAGUCCCUCUGGAAGCAGUCCACGCUCUGCUUGGUAUUGAGGCUGAGGGGAAAACACAGCAGUGAUGAUUUUUGUUCCUCCACACCCAGCCACCUCAACACCAAGCACACAUCUCUCUUUUCCAUCUGGUGGAUUUUAAGUGUAUUCCUGGUAUUCUUUGUAAAUUUGUAAACCGUUCUUUUCGUUGUGGUGUUUUCAUCCUUUAACAAGUGCUUAGUUUGUGAUAUGUUUAUAUGUAGAUAAAUAUCAAAGCAGUACAAAAAAUGUUGCACUAUUUUAUUACUUUUUAUAUAUUUGGGUGUAACAUUUUCCAAAAAUAGGUUUCUAAUACCAUUGAAAAUGAAUGCAAAUGAGGGGUAAUAAAAUCAAAAGUUAAGAAAUUGUG
Molecule: messenger RNA, 3686 nt
Organism: Oncorhynchus kisutch (coho salmon)
Lineage: Eukaryota; Metazoa; Chordata; Actinopteri; Salmoniformes; Salmonidae
Gene: znf839
Product: zinc finger protein 839
Exons: 8
Coding region: 274-3366 (1030 amino acids)
Source: RefSeq, a predicted model, not a curated record